AUGGUCAAACCCAUGGUACAGAACAUCCGCAUGGGCCGCGUGCUCAUUGAUAGCGGAAGCUCGAUCAACCUCCUCUUCGCUGACACACUAGACGCCUUGCAAAUUCUGAGAAGCUCGUUGAGGCCGUCUCCACCUUUCUUCGGGAUUGCUUUGGGCUCCUCGGCCAAGCCACUGGGACAAAUCAAGUUGCCCGUCACCAUCGGCUCACCGAACAACUUCAGAACCAGAAGGGUCCUUUUCGAUGUGGCUGACUUCGGGACAGCGUAUAACGCAAUCCUAGGCCGACCAGUGAUGGCCCAGUUUAUGGCCAUUGCCCACUAUGCAUACCAGGCGAUCAAAAUCCCUGGGAAAACAGGGGCCAUCACCGUUGCUGGCAACUCCAAGACAGCCCUGCACUGUGACAAGAGGAGCCUCGACAUGGUUGAACUAACUCCCGGGUCAAAGCCUGUGACCACGGAAUCUAGCGGACGACUGAAAAAAGUCCAUAUCGUCAUCACCCCCGACGAUCGGCUCAAGGUAGUGAGCCUGGAUGACACCAACCCGAUCAGGUCAGUCCAGAUAUGGGAUGCCUUGGACCCCAAAUAG
Phragmites australis (common reed) is the source of this 585-nucleotide messenger RNA. RefSeq lists its product as uncharacterized. The transcript has a single exon. The coding region runs from base 1 to 585 and encodes 194 amino acids. Lineage: Eukaryota; Viridiplantae; Streptophyta; Magnoliopsida; Poales; Poaceae. The record is from RefSeq and is a predicted model, not a curated record.